Messenger RNA from Ascoidea rubescens DSM 1968, 558 nucleotides. RefSeq names its product Rrf1p (gene RRF1). Gene Ontology annotation, molecular function: ribosomal large subunit binding. Gene Ontology annotation, cellular component: mitochondrion. The record is from RefSeq and is a predicted model, not a curated record. Lineage: Eukaryota; Fungi; Ascomycota; Saccharomycetes; Ascoideales; Ascoideaceae. Gene Ontology annotation, biological process: translation. The annotation marks the transcript as partial. The transcript has a single exon.
GAAUCUGAAGAGGAUGAUAAACCGGAUUUCAUACUUGACAUCAAAGCAGUGGAUGCUGAUUUCAAAAAGGUGAUUGUAGAAUAUGAGAAAUCUUCAAAUUUAAUUAAACAAGGGAAGUAUGAUGGAAAAAAGUUUUAUGAAUUGACGAUUAAGAUUCAUAAUGUGGAUUACCGUUUUAAACAAGUUGCGCAAGUGUUGGCUAAAGUUGGUAAUAACAUAGUCAUUGAUGUAUUUGAUCCCAACCAUGUUAAAUAUGUGAUAUCGGCUAUAUUGUCUGAAUUGAAUUUGAAUCCUCAAGUAGAUGCAAAGAAUUCGCAGCAAUUGAAAAUUGAAAUUCCUCCUCGAACCUUGGAAGAUAAUAAGGAAAUCAUUAAGAAUCUAAAAACCAAUCGGGAUUUGUUCAAAAAUUCUUUGAAUAAAACGAGUUUGGAAAAUAUUAGAUCCAAAAUUUUAAAUGAUAUCAAAAAAAUGAAAAAUGAAGAUCUAGGCAAAAAAUAUUCUGCUCAACUUGAAAAAUUACACAAAGAGUAUGUUAAAAAAAUGGAAGAUCACUUAAAA